CAAAGAACGCCACAAAAUAAUGGAAUGUACGAACCAGCACCUUGUUCUUAUACCGACCCUUCUGCCCUACGAUAAUUACUACUCAGUUGACAUCUUAAUUACUAGGUUUCUACGCCAAGCUAUCGUUGAGUCCCUCCACAGUUUGACCUCCUGAGACGAGAAGGAUCAGACCAAGUGUGCCUCCGAGGAGCAGUUCCCACAUCCCUAGCCACGAGCCAUAUACGACAACAAAAAGACCACAGCAACAAUAACGAUGUCGCAAGGCACAAGUCUGGCUAAUUCGGUCGAAGACCUCGAGAAGCCUUAUCAGCCAAGGACCGAUGUCGAGCAACCACCUCUCGAAUUGGACGAGAAGCCAACAGAAACAGAACCACCGGUCCCCACUUCUGAACCAGUGAAUCCAUUCCACCCAAGUCAGUUCCCCGAUGGCGGCAAAGAUGCAUGGCUGUGUCUACUGGGAGGCUUUUGCUGUCUCUUCUGCUCCUUCGGCUGGAUCAACUGUCUUGGAGUAUUCCAAAACUACUACCAAACCAAUCAACUGCGGGACUACUCACCUUCGUCCAUCGCCUGGAUCGCCAGUAUCGAGAUCUUCAUGAUGUUCUUCCCCGGCCCCAUCGUCGGCUGGGCCUUUGACAACUACGGCCCCAAAUACCUCCUCGUCUUCGGCACCAUCUUCCACGUCUUCGGCCUGAUGAUGACCUCCCUCUGCACAAAGUACUACCAAUUCAUCCUCGCACAGGCUAUCUGCAGUCCCCUUGGUCUCAACUGCAUAUUCAACGCCGCAACAAGCACAAUCCCAACCUGGUUCCUCGCAAAGCGCGGCGCAGCAUACGGCAUCAUGGCCGCCGGCAGCGGCCUGGGCGGCAUCAUCAUCCCCAUCAUGGCCUCGCACCUGAUCCCGCAAAUCGGAUUCGGCUGGACUAUGCGGGCAAUCGCCUUCAUGCUGUUCGGCUUGCUCAUCAUCGCGUCGCUAACGAUCAAAUCGCGCCUUCCACCGCGCCCGCGACCGCUGCGCUUCAAAGUCUUCCUCGAGCCCUUCACUGACGCGCGGUUCGUGCUGCUCACAGCUUCCUCAUUCCUGUUCUUCAUGGGCCUCUUCAUACCAAUCAAUUUCAUCGAGGUCCAGGCCAUCGCGGACGGUAUGAGCGUGAGGCUCGCGGGAUACCUCCUCGCUGUGCUCAACGCGGCGAGUAUCUUCGGCCGUAUCAUUCCUGGUGCGCUUGCGGAUAAAGUAGGCAAGUUCAAUAUGCAGUCCCUGUGGUGCAUUGUGGCGGGUAUCAUUGUGCUUGCGCUCGGUCUGCCGGCGUCGGGUAAUGCGGCGUACAUUACCUUCGCGGCGCUGUACGGGUUCGCGUCGGGCGCUUAUGUGUCUCUGCUUCCUGCGCAGAUGGCGCAGAUUUCGGAGGUGCAGCAAAUCGGUGUCAGGAUCGGCGUCACGUUCGCGGUCGUCUCGUUCGCAGGUCUCAUAGGAAACCCCGUUGCGGGCGCAAUCGUAACGCACAACCACGGGAAGUACUGGGGCUUGAACGUUUUCGCUGGUGUGUUGCUUACUGCUGGCGCAAGUUUGUUCACGCUUACGAGAUUCUACGUUGCGGGAUGGAAGGUUGCCGUGAGGGUUUGA
Messenger RNA from Macroventuria anomochaeta, 1621 nucleotides. RefSeq names its product MFS general substrate transporter. The transcript has a single exon. The coding region runs from base 254 to 1621 and encodes 455 amino acids. Gene Ontology annotation, molecular function: transmembrane transporter activity. Gene Ontology annotation, cellular component: fungal-type vacuole membrane. Gene Ontology annotation, biological process: transmembrane transport. Lineage: Eukaryota; Fungi; Ascomycota; Dothideomycetes; Pleosporales; Didymellaceae. The record is from RefSeq and is a predicted model, not a curated record.